GCUUAGCUUAGUUACCUCAACUUAGGAUAAGGGUAAGGAGAGGUCUGCUGUCUACAGCGGCCAUCUGUCUGCCAAGUGGACAGUUGAGCGUUCACGCCGGUGUAAAUGGAGACAAGGCUGGAGCUGGAUGUUUUGAUAUACCCAGAUGAAGUGAGGGUUGCUACUCCAGAGGAUCUCAGAGAAUGGGAACUUGAGACUGCGAGCCAGGUGUCCAUACCAACCGUCCGACUCUUUGUGGCACUUUACCCAUACAACCCUGCUGCAAUGUCUCCCAACUAUGAGACAGCUGCAGAGGAGCUGCCUUUUGUACCAGGCCAGAUAAUCAAGGUGUUUGGAGACAAAGACUCUGAUGGUUUCUAUCACGGGGAGUCUGGUGGUCUCUCUGGUUAUGUGCCAAGUAACAUGGUGGCUGAAAUCCCAGUGGAUGAUGAGUACCUGAAACAUCUACUCAUGCAGCAGGGAUUCCUUCCUGUCGACAACACAGGUAUGUCUUUAACUCCAGAUCUGAGCGACGUCAACAGUAUCCCUGAUGAAGUGGUUGUUCGACGAAUGGUGGCCUUAUUUGACUAUGAUCCAUGGGAAAGUUCGCCCAACAUGGACAGUGAAGUUGAACUUGGCUUCCGUUCAGGAGACAUCAUAUAUGUGUUAGGUGACAUGGAUCAAGACGGGUUUUACUAUGGGGAUCUGCAUGGACGACGAGGUUUGGUUCCAUCAAAUUUCCUGCAGCCACUACCCUGGAAUUAAACGAAAAUGUCACGCUAGGAUGUUUGCUACAAAUGCCAAGUCUCAGACACAGUGAGAAACUAGUUUUUAUAUAUAUAUAAAGUUAGUUAGUUAAACUGAUAUGUUGUGUCAAAAUUUUUUUUUUUUAUUAUAUUACAGCAUUGCUCUGCACCAGCUUUAGAUGGCAAAUCAGUGAGGGUCUAUGUAAAUAAUCAGCUAAUUAAACUAUGUAUUAUCAGUAUUACCAGUAUUCAUCAGGAUACUGCAGAGUAAAAACAGUUCUUGUCAUACAAUUCUCAGGUAAUUCAUUUAUUGAAAAAAAUUUAGAAAAAUUACAAAUCAUUUAGUGAAAACAAAAUGCAGAAAAUUACAAACCAUGUAUAUUUUAUAAAUCAAAAAUUAUGUUUUACUGUUGACUUUUUAUUUGGCUACAUUCACAAAAAGCCCAUCAUGACAAUGACUGAAAUUACCAAAAAAAAUUGUUGUAUAUACUGUAUAUCUGUAAUUGUAUACAAUAUGAACAUAUUGUAAGUAUUUCAUUCAUACCUGAUGGCAAAUGAUAGAUUAUUUUAGCCUUAAUAAUACACCAAUAGUCUCAGUUUUUUGCAGACUAGAGUGUAUUAAUAUAGUACAUCCAUAUUUGCCUUAUACCCUGUUUAUAUAUUUUCUAUAAUUGGCUUAUAGUCUUUUCAUAUGCAGUCAUCAGGAGAAAUUGUUUUUAAUUUUUUAGUUUUACAGCAAUUUUUGUUAAAGAAAUUCACAACACAAUCUUUGUAAAGGAAAUGAUAAAUGUUCAAAUCAUGUUAUUAAUGCAACAACUGUAAAGCAGAAAGUGAAAAUAAACUCUCUGUACAACGCUUACCUGCAUUCUUUUCACAUACACAUCUCAGCAACCUGUUAAUUUUAAAUAAUUUUCUACAUUAAUGGGUUUUCACAUUUACCAUUAACCUGUCGUUUUGUGAUUAAAUGCCCACAAUAUAAAAUUAAAUAACAAAAGCAACAGAGAGAUUUCAUGAAGGGCCUAAAAGUUUUUAAAAAUCCUUCACACAGUUCGUUGAUUUCUUCUUUUACAUUCCUCUGCAGCAAACAGUAUACUCAUCCAUAAAGUAGGAAACACUACACUGUGUAGUGACGUUUAGUAGUGCUUUCUACUUUAUGGGUGACAACACUGUACAUCAGUAGCUCCUGGUCGCGCCAUCGCAAACACUGAAGUUAUGACAGGUUGAAUAAGACACAAGAACAUGCUAAAAAAUUAUAAUAUUAUACCUGGGAACACGGAAACAGUUUGCCAUCAGUUGCACCCACAACAUUUGAUAGUAAUAUUGCCUGAAAUGAUGUUGUUUAUAAAAUAUUAAUGACACAUAAAGUUGUAUUUCCUGUAUAUUUUAGCGCAUUUUCAUCAGAAGGAUACAGCAAAUAAAAUAAAAGUAGCGAUCAUUAGAUUUUUAUAAGAAGUCACUUGCUGUCAGGGUCUUACCAGUGUCUGGAGUCCACAG
Messenger RNA from Lates calcarifer (barramundi perch), 2219 nucleotides. RefSeq names its product RIMS-binding protein 2-like. The transcript has 5 exons. Bases 106 to 744 code for a protein of 212 amino acids. The record is from RefSeq and is a predicted model, not a curated record. Gene Ontology annotation, biological process: neuromuscular synaptic transmission. Gene Ontology annotation, molecular function: protein binding. Lineage: Eukaryota; Metazoa; Chordata; Actinopteri; Centropomidae.